This is a messenger RNA of Pecten maximus, 3959 nucleotides long. RefSeq lists its product as uncharacterized. Bases 1663 to 3735 code for a protein of 690 amino acids. NCBI's taxonomy places the organism in Eukaryota, Metazoa, Mollusca, Bivalvia, Pectinida, Pectinidae. The transcript has 8 exons. The record is from RefSeq and is a predicted model, not a curated record.
GCUUUAAAAUCGUCUUGUUUACUAUGUGUAUAUCGGCAACGGUACGCCAUGGAAUGUCACCCAUAUGUUACCUUUGUUUUGAAAUGAGUUUAAUAAUGUCAAAUUUGUAUUUUAGCGAGUAUUUAAACACUUUUAACUUCGUAAGAUAUUUUCUUGAAGUAACAUGGCGGAAAAACUGUGAUUAACAAACCGUGGUGGUUAGCCUGGCUAUUGUUCAGACUGGAUUAUAUUGGAACAUGGGCAUUGUGUAGCAUUAUGUGUAUAUGGUUUGUUACACAUCUAUGAACUGAAUUGAAAAGAUUCCAGUUGGACUUUCUUUAUCAAAGUCGACGGAAAAUCACGGAUACUGAACGAUAAUCAGUGGGAUAUGUCGUGGUAAUGAUCGGUAUUAUUUUGACGUUUGUAUUGAUAGUUUAAUUCUGUAAUGGACAGAAUUCUGUACGAAUUACUGAUACCACACCGUAUUUGAUACCACCGUAAAUCAGGUGGUUGUGAGGAUUCCUCAGUAGCAUGGACAAUAUAUAGCUUCAAAAACCGUUAUCACCCAAUCGAGAUAAAUAAACGGGAUCCAGCGGAUACCUAGGACUUAAAACUGAAGUCGAAAGAUUUGUUCCGGAAAGUGAGGUGAUCUGUUGGAUUUAUCUGAUAUUAGUAGCGCUGAAAUAACGGUGAAAAGCUUGGUUUGUACUCUCCAACAUGUCAGGAAGUCUGGGUUCAAGAUUUGCGAGCUCACCAGGUGAAAGUCAAUUACAGAAAACCUGGGGACGUGGAUCGAUGCCGUACGAGAUGACACCAGGAAGGAUGUGCGUACAGAUUCUGCAAAUACGAUUUAAUUAAAAGAUAAAAUCACUUGAGUAUUGAUUUGUCCCUAUGAAUCGAUACCAAUUUAUCAAAUAUUACGGCAAAUAAUGCAACAUCGCUAUCAGUUUUCCAGCCAAUCCACUUCAGCCGUUUUUUUUAUGUUUCCUGAGCUAUCGUUGGUCGUAUUUGCACAGAACGUUGUAGAGAGCCAAUAAGUCUCCGACAUGAAGCGGUAAAAGUGUUUGUCCCACAUCCGAUGUCGAACAAUGGGGAGCUAACACGGCCGUCUUAUCUCGAAUCAAUACACUGCGCGAGAACAAGGUACUUUACUUAGCCAAAGUAUUUACAAACUUAUCAAACACUUGUUGGAAAGUGCAAUUUUUGUAGAUUUAAACUAUUCCAAGACUCUGGUACGCUGACAGAUAUUGAGAUAUUUAAAUGAGGUUGGAUUCGCUAUUUUUUCCAGAGGUCAUUGAAGACAGUGAAAGGAUUUUUAUCACGAAUGCUGUAAUUUCGAAUUCUUUUAAAGAACGUUCACUUUUCAAAGUGAUUACCAUGUUAUUAGGUUGCACAUAGGACACCGUCCCACAAAGUGAGGAGUAACCUAACAUUUCGGACAGAUAACCACUUAUCCUCUAUUUGAUAUAGACUCCAGUGAAGGCAGACUUACAAGGUGCGGACUGUAUGUUUAAGAGAUCGAACCAUUAGUAUUGACAGAGAGCUAUGAGUAUGUAUUUAUACCACUGUGAAAUUGGUAUUCGAAUUUGACCUGUGUGACGAGAUGUGAGGUGUCCAGUUAAAGAACAUUUAAUCAGUGUUCAAUCUUUCCCCCCGGAUUGUUUACAUUGUUAAUAGAACGUCAUGGGAUCUAUGUAUAUGUCCGAACACAUCCUUGACCGGAACUUACUGACCACGGCCUACAAGGACUUCUGGUGCUCGACUGACGACACUGAAGGGGCGUGUGAUGGUCCCCUGUCCCCCGGGUCAAGCAGGACUCGCAUACGUAAGCUGGCGGAUAGUGACAUUGUGUGUCUGUCUAACCUGAAGGAGACUGGCUAUACUGUACCUCCGGGAAUGACGAAGAACGACAACAUGGUGACCUCUAGUAGCUUCGCCAAACUCGACAAGACGACAUUACAAGUCCUUGGCUGGUCUUCUGGUGCCCUAGACGCCGAUGCGAACGGGGAGAUGACUGGCGAAGAGGACAAUGAAAAGACUGACAAAGAAAAAGAGAAUCUAUGUACAUUGACUAAGUUGGAGUUCCGGAGACUGAGUGACCAAGUGAGGGACGUCAGCAUGAACCUUAAGAACAAGUUCCGGACAUCCGCUUAUCAGAAACUGUAUCAUCAGCAGCAGCAGAUCCAAAGCAUACAGAACCAGUUAGCGCAGCAACAACAACAGUACGCGGACACAAACACUAAUAUCUAUCGCAGCCAGCUGGCCGCCAGUCUUAGAGCAUUCAAGCCAAAAGACUGGACCCCUCUCAAGUCCUCGGACACCGACACAUCCUUCUUCAGAUGUAAACCAGUCACCUGCCAAGCACCUGAAAGGGAAACUGAACGGAGACAUCCAGUAGAGCUUGCUUUUAUCACCAGGCCAAUACUCUCCAGAGGACCGUCCCCUUCCAGGCUAUGCCGUCCAAGAUCGGUCCCGAACGGUUCAAGCCGACCUCCUAGUGGGUUCCGGCGCUCGGACACUCCUACCGAUGUUCGCCCUGGAAACUUCGACACCCUUACCCCGAACGUGUUAGCUAACUUCAUCAGUGGUAGCUCCUACAAAACCGCCCCUAGAUACGGGGAUCGCGGUCACUUCGAGGAGGAAUCCUUAGACGAUAAGAACAAGAAAUCGACAACAAGUCCUAAGGAUGAUGACGUCAGUACGAGUGGGAUAGACAGUACCCAUUCCGCCGAGGACGACAUUAGUAGUAGUAGUAGCAGCUCUGACGAAGAUAGCGAUUACGAACCAAGUGUGGACGGAAACAGGGACGUUCCCGAUCUUAAUCUCAGACCAGAAAAGCUGGAUUCCUUUGUUAUCCCAGAUUCCGCUAAAGGUUGGCGAAAAUUUGACUUUGAUGUUGACGAAAAUGAUAUUCCGCCAUAUGAAUUUGAGGAAGUGUUACCAGAAUCGUUUAAAGAUCUUGAUUUUAGACAGAUUGCUAGACUCAAGUGGAGUUGGCGUGAUCAGACGAAAGAGCGACCAAAUGAUACCGUUACAGAAGACAUCAUGGAUCGAAUGGUGGAGCUGGAGAGACUCCAGAUGGAAACGGAGGACUGGGAGCAAAAACGCUCCGUGCAACUACACAAAAAGCGACAACGCAUCAUAAGUGCAAAAGGAGGAGUUAAGGACAAGCGUUGUUGCAAUAGGUGCUUACAGCCAGCGUGCUCUGGUGACUGCCCCGAGAAACUCGUGCAAUCGGAUAUAUGUGAUAUGUGUAGACAGCCGUUUUGUGUAGGCAAUUGUAAAGAUAACAAAUAUGAACAACGCAUGCGUCAAACUCGUAACGUCGACGAUGACAAACCUCCACCGGCCCCUAAAGCAUUGGCGUCGCGGUGCAAGUCGUGUCAGGGCAAACACACUGGCAAACUUAUCAACGCAAAUAAUCUUGUGUUAGGUCGCCCAAAGUCAGGGAACAUCACCUACUCUAGAGGGGCGGCCAGCAUUAAACCGAAGGACAUGAGACAUAUAGGACCCGAUACGCCAAUCAACGCUGAGGUAAUAAGGGAUUUCGAAAAACUGGGUAUGGACCCCUACCAGUCUUCUCGACCGUGCACAGCUCGCGUACAAAGACCGCGCAGUAGGAAUGCUGCACAUCCGGGCAAAAGCUUCUAUUCACAGAGGCGUGACUCAUUAACUGAUGCGGAUAAAAACAUAGCAAAACUAAAUCGUAAGAAAGCCAAGUCAAUAAGAUUGCGCAGACCAAAAACGGCAGCAUAAUCGUCAUUUCCUUCAAUAUAACUCUGAAGCUCUCUGACAAUAGACAUUAAUCUGGAAUCGAAAACAAAGCCGCACAUAAUGCAAAUGAAAUCAGUGAAAGUUCUAUUUUAUUUGUAUGACAUACGUUUUCAUUUGGAUUUUAUAUAUUACAAGGAGGGAUCGGAUACAAAUUUUAGUUCAGCAAAACAUUUAAUGACAUAAUAAUAAACUGAUGUACAAGAUUC